AUGGAUGUUAGUGUGCUGCGAGAGGAUAUCCAAGAAGCACUGCAGGCUAAGUUUCCUGGUGAGACAUGUGUCCAGAUAGCCAAAAGUGUGUGUUACAGAGGCACCAAGUACACUAGUGGAAUGAUCCUGGCUUAUGGUUCCACUGGUGGUCUACCAGAUUUUGGGGAGUUGAUCCAGAUUGUGGUUUUGAAAGGCAAUGUGGGAUUCAUAGUGAAAGGUUACCUAAUGUCACAACCGUCUCAACUUCGAGUGAUCCUUGCAGAUCAUGAUGUCCGUAAAGUUGUACUACCAUCUGGAAUCCCAGAAACGGUGGAUGACCUUUAUUCAGCCAUCCGUGAUACCUUUUCCAUUACAAGAGACUUCUGUCUUCACUAUAAAGAUGCUGAUUUUGGUGAUGAGUUUUUUACCCUUGUUUCGACAACUGACCUUAAGGACAAGGACACAAUCAAGAUUGUGUUUCUCCAGGACCAGGAGCCUACAAUAACCUUGACCUUAAGUGAUGUGACCAACGUGACUGAUAAUCCAUCUGAGGAGGACUCUCUUGACACCUCAUCUGUGUCAACUAAUGACACUCUGAUUCUUUCCGCAUCUGAAGAUAGUCCAGGGCACCGUUACCAGCGCUGGCCUGUUCAGUUUCAGAUUCCCAGCUUUUCUGACCUCACAGAGAUCCAAAUUCGGUCAGCCAACGAGCGCUUCCAAAAAGAUGGGACUCUUCUCCCUACAAAAGAUUUAAUUCCACUGCUUCCUGACAUCCUUAGAAAACUAGCAGAAGCUAUUUAUAAGUAUACUGCUUAUCCAUCCAGUCUGCAGAUCAGUGAGGUUGCAGAGGCCCUGACUCUAAAGCAUCCCUGCCUGAAAGAACCAGGGUCCUUCAAUGGAUGCUAUGGGUGGGCGCAGCGUCUAAAGUACAAGAUGAACAAUUUCAGAAGCAAGCUUAGAGGUCUCGGCUGCCCUGAAGUUGAAGUAAACUCACUUAAGAGGAAAAUGACAUGUGACCAAUACCCGGCAAAGAAUGUCAAAAAACCAAAGAAGGCUGAGGUGAACUACCUACCCCCUCAUGUUCAAGGUGAAACUAGUGAAAGUUUGGAAAAAGAGAGAAUCAAGCUACUGAGUGAAGUGAUGAAAAGGGACAACUCCAGAGUGGUAGCUCAGAAAAUGGACAAGACGUUCAGCCUUCGUCGGGAGGAAAUAGUGAAAGAGGCCCCUGCCAUCAGUGACUUCAUGAAGCGCUGGCCUGCUCUUUUUAGCGAGGUACAGAUAUGUGAAGAAUUUAAGAGGAUAACAACAGUCAGCCUUGAAUCAACUUUUCUGGCCAGGCUUGACCAAUGCACCCCAAAACUGAUGGCCUUGACUCUGUCAAAAGGAGGAGCUGCAGGUCUGAGGAUGAGGCAGAUUAAGGACAUGCUUCUGCAGGACAACACAGUUGAAAAGCGCAGAGAAAUUGCUAUUCGCUGCCUCAUAGUCUAUCUUGGAGAGAAGGAGGAGGAUCUUUUCAAACAGUACAGCGUAAAGUGUAGGGAACCAGCAGUGAGUGAUGGGGAAAAGAAGAAGCCAGCAGCAGUCCUUGAUUACAAUAGGUGUAAAGGUGGAGUGGAUAACCUAGACAAGGUUGUUGGCACCUACAGUUGUCGGAGGAAAACCGGUCGCUGGCCACUGGCUCUGUUCUACAAUCUUCUGGACGUCUCAGCAUACAAUGCCUUUGUCCUGUGGAAAGCAGUGCAUCCUGAGUGGGAGUCCACCAAGACCCACAAAAGAAGGGUGUUCCUGGAGGAGCUGGGCCACAUGCUGGUGACUCCAGAAACUGCAAGACGGCCUUGUGCCCCACGCUCGAAAGCAGCCGCUGCUAUUGUUGCUGACAUACAGCAGUCAGGAUCAGAAUCAGAGUAUGACCCACAGCCCAUCAACAAAAUGAGGAAAAGGUUUCUUGAUGAUAUCUGGGAGUGUGGCAGCCGCCGCCGCCCCAGCAGGGGGUAA
Messenger RNA from Oreochromis aureus, 1974 nucleotides. RefSeq lists its product as uncharacterized. The transcript is spliced from 6 exons. The record is from RefSeq and is a predicted model, not a curated record. NCBI's taxonomy places the organism in Eukaryota, Metazoa, Chordata, Actinopteri, Cichliformes, Cichlidae. The coding region runs from base 1 to 1974 and encodes 657 amino acids.